This is a messenger RNA of Notolabrus celidotus (New Zealand spotty), 8019 nucleotides long. It is a transcript of the gene epha4b, whose product is annotated as eph receptor A4b. The coding region runs from base 73 to 3027 and encodes 984 amino acids. Gene Ontology annotation, molecular function: ATP binding; protein binding; transmembrane-ephrin receptor activity. Gene Ontology annotation, cellular component: plasma membrane; neuron projection. The transcript is spliced from 19 exons. The record is from RefSeq and is a predicted model, not a curated record. Lineage: Eukaryota; Metazoa; Chordata; Actinopteri; Labriformes; Labridae. Gene Ontology annotation, biological process: cell surface receptor protein tyrosine kinase signaling pathway; protein phosphorylation; axon guidance.
AAUCGCAAGGCUGCGCUCACCGACUCGACACCGCCAACAGGGAUGCAGCGAGGGCGCAGCGCAGCCUGAAAAAUGGCAACACCACGCGUCCUGUGGAUCUAUCCAUCCUUUUCCCUCCUGUCCUGCCUGCUUCUUUUUCACGCGUUGUCGCCGAGCCGAGCUUUACGGAAUUACCCAGAAAAUGAAGUAACGUUACUGGAUUCCAUGUCAGCUUUGGCCGACCUAGGCUGGGAGGCUUAUCCAAAUGAGGGGUGGGAGGAGAUCAGUGUGAUGGAUGAGAGGAACACCCCGAUGAGGACCUACCAGGUGUGUAACGUCAUGGAGGCCAAUCAGAACAACUGGCUGAGGACGCGCCACAUCAGCCGAGAAGGAGCACAGAGGGUCUACAUUGAGAUCAAGUUCACCCUGAGGGACUGCAACAGCCUGCCUGGGGUCCCUGGUACCUGCAAAGAGACAUUCAACAUGUACUACUACGAGUCCAACAAUGCAAACCUGUGGUUCAUCAAGGAGAGCCAGUAUGUGAAGAUCGAUACUAUUGCUGCAGAUGAGAGUUUUACACAGGUGGACGUUGGUGACCGAGUGAUGAAGCUGAACACGGAGGUGCGGGACAUCAGCAACCUGAGUAAAAAAGGUUUCUACCUGGCCUUCCAGGAUCUGGGUGCCUGCAUCGCUCUAGUCUCAGUAAGGGUCUUCUACAAGAAGUGUCCUCUCACUGUGCUUAACUUGGCCCAGUUCCCCGACACAAUCACAGGCGGAGACACAGCGCUGGUGGAGGUACAUGGUGCGUGUGUUAAUGCCUCGGAGGAGUUCGAGGCUCCGAAGAUGUACUGCAGCGCAGACGGAGGCUGGCUGGUCCCCAUAGGGAGGUGUGUGUGCAAGCCGGGCUUUGAGGAGAACAAGGACGUCUGCCAACCCUGCAGACCUGGUACCUACAAAGCUUCAGCCACAGAUGCGUACUGCACCAAAUGUCCUCCUCACAGCUCGUCCCCGCAGGAACAAGCCUUCGAGUGCGUGUGUGAAAAAGGUUUCUACCGAGCUGAGAGCGACCCACGCUCCAUGGCCUGCACACGUCCUCCGUCUGCUCCAGAAAAUCCAAUCUCUACUGUGAACGAGACCUGCGUCAUGUUGGAGUGGUCCCCACCCAGAGACACGGGAGGCCGCGGAGACAUCACCUACAGCCUCCACUGCAGGAAGUGCACUGGUGACGGCAGGAAGUGCACCCCUUGUGGUAGCAGCGUCCAUUUCGUUCCCAGGCAGUUUGGUCUCAUGUCGGCCUCUGUGCUGGUCACCGACCUGCAGCCUGACUCAAACUACAGCUUCACCGUUGAGAGCCAGAACGGAGUGUCUGACUUGAGCCCCACACCGAGGGGAACUGUGGUCAUCAAUGUGACGACAUCGCAGACAGUGAGCGUGGUGUUAAAGGAGAGGCGGAGCAAGGACAGUGUGACUUUGGCCUGGCAGGGUCCAGAGAGACCCAACGGAGCGAUAGUGGAGUAUGAGGUCAUCUACUAUGAGAAGAAUCAACGGGAGCAGAACUACACCGUGUUGAAAACUCGCUCCAACAUGAUGACAGUGGACGGGCUCAAGCCAGGAACUACCUACGUGUUCAGGGUCAGGGCUCGAACCGACGGGGGCUACGGGAGCUACGGAGGAGAGAUCGAAUUGGAAACCAGCCACGAAGAUGUUUUUGCCAUCGGCGACCCUAACCAGUCCACCAUUCUGGCUGUGUCCAUCGCUGGGGGAAUCGUGCUGCUUAUCUUUCUGGUGACCUGCUUCGUUGUCAGCGGAAGGCACUGUGGGUAUAUCAAAGCCAAGCAGGACCCUGAUGAGGAGAAGAUGCAGUUCCAACAUGGGCGAGUGAAGCUUCCAGGCAGCAGGACCUAUAUCCAUCCUCACACCUACGAAGACCCAAACCAAGCUGUCAGGGACUUUGCCAAAGAGAUCGAUGCUUCCAAUAUUCGCAUAGAGAGAGUCAUAGGGGCUGGAGAGUUUGGGGAGGUGUGCAGCGGUCGGCUGCGCGUGCAGGGAAAGAGGGAGAUCUACGUGGCCAUCAAGAGUCUGAAGGCAGGAUACUCAGACAAACAGAGGCGGGACUUCCUGUCAGAAGCCUCCAUCAUGGGACAGUUUGACCAUCCCAAUAUCAUCAGGCUGGAGGGGGUCGUCACAAGAUGUAAGCCGGUGAUGAUCAUAACCGAGUUCAUGGAAAACGGAUCUCUGGACACUUUCCUCAAGAAACACGACGGUCAGUUCACAGUGAUCCAGCUGGUGGGCAUGCUGCGUGGCAUAGCCUCAGGUAUGAAGUACCUGUCAGACAUGAGCUACGUUCACAGAGACCUGGCAGCUCGGAACAUCCUGGUCAACAGCAACCUGGUGUGCAAGGUGUCGGACUUUGGCUUGAGUCGAGUUCUGGAGGACGACCCAGAAGCUGCUUACACCACAAGGGGAGGGAAGAUCCCCAUCAGAUGGACAGCUCCAGAGGCAAUAGCCUACAGGAAGUUCACCUCAGCCAGCGAUGUGUGGAGUUACGGCAUCGUCAUGUGGGAGGUGAUCUCAUAUGGAGAGAGACCCUACUGGGAGAUGUCCAACCAGGAUGUGAUCAAAGCAAUAGACGAGGGCUACCGUCUGCCCGCUCCUAUGGACUGUCCUGUGGUGUUGCACCAGCUUAUGCUGGACUGCUGGGAGAAGGGGCGCAGUGAGAGGCCAAAGUUUGGACAGAUUGUCACAAUCCUGGACAAGCUCAUCAGAAACCCAGCCAGCCUGAGAGAGCUGGCCAACAGCUCAGCAUGCAAGGAGGACCUGUCCACCCCAGAGUUCAGUGUGAGCACAGUAGAUGAGUGGUUGGAGUCCAUCAAGAUGGGCCAGUACAAGGAGAACUUUGCCAGCGCUGGAUAUGUCAGCAUGGACUCAAUACUCUACAUCAGUGUCAGUGAGUUGGCCAAGAUGGGUGUAAAUUUGGCGGGCCACCAGAAGAAGAUUUUGUCCAGCGUGCAGGGCCUGCAGACCCAGGGGACGCACAUCCAAGUAUAACAGUUUACAUAUAAACACACACAGUGGGACAGAGCCAAAACGGAUGCUCCUGUGAAGAGUUUCCCCACUGAAAUGGGAGUUGCAACGGAUACUCUGUGCUCGGGCCCUCCCAUUGGUUUAGAGACACACUGAGAUGGAGACAACAUGGACGCUUGACUCCUUCACUACUUUCUUGCAGUUUCACCAUUCUUCCCAUCCUCGAUUUCGAUGGGCACUACCUGCUUCAAGCACCACACAGAGAGACACAUGUCCAACAACCAUGCCACAUCUAGACAAACAACCCAGACCAUUUCACACCAUAUCAGCUUAACAAUAGAAGAAAAAAAAGAUUUUUAACUAAUGAAAUGACAAAAAAAGUAAUUAGAAUAUAAUUAUCAUCACUGUCUGUGAGGUGUACAGUUGGUUUUUACUGUCAUUUACUUUCUGUUUUCACCUUGAAGAGUUUAAAAAGGGUUGAAAGAUAUGUAUAUGUGUAGAUACAUGUUUAUAUGGGCUGUGUGUCCCACAACCGUAGAGAUGGACCUAACGUUUGUAUUGUUGGUGAGGUUUUAUUAUCGCUCAACCUUAAUACGAGUCAUUAUCCAGUACAUGUAUGGCCCCUUCCAUUGCUUUAGGCAUACAAUGAAUGAGCCAAGAGUCUGAAUGACAUGAAUGUGUGAGGUGAGGGGAACAGGAAAAUGGACCUUUAGAGAUAGGCAGGGAUGUAGAUUUUGCUAGCUCAUGCAGGACAGUAGUACGAUCAGUUAUAGUGAUUCAUUUGACCGGGACAAGGGGUGCCCUCGUCACUACAGUCAGACACACUUCCAUAGCAGCUCCAGUGCACGUUUGCUAGUCUGCUUGUACUUCAGCUGUAACAGUGCACAAAAACAGCACAAUUUAUCAUAAUCUUCCAUAAAUGACUGUCUAUUCCAAACAGCAUAUUUUUAAUCAGCUGUUGCAGUAUGAUGUUGUUGGGGGGUAUUUCAGCCCAAGAGUUUGCCUUUCUAUGUUUCAGGUGUUUAAAGAAAAGUUCAGGUGUUUUCAUGUAAAGCAAAGGUUGUGCCAUGGUCGUGAUAGAGUUGACACUGUUAUGAGCGUGUGAAUUGUUUUUCCAGUGUUGUACCAUGUACAGUUCCCUUGACAUGUUCAUCUGGGCCACAUAUGAAAAGUCUUAUCGUUCCCAAGGCCGGAUGGUGGACACAAGGGCAGAGGUUGUGAUAACAUAACAGUGGUUUUCCCAAAUAGUCUGCUAGAUGAAAAGUGCAUCAGAAUGGACCCUUUUCUGCCGAGAUGAAAUAUGCUGUGUGGAUUUUCAGCUGUGGCCACUACAAGAGGGUAAAUUUCACUUAGAAUGAUAAAUUAUGUCUCACUUUCUUGUUAUCAGCCAUGCCAACCUGUUUUAAGCAUCCUUACUUUCAAACAGGCACCCAUGAGGUGUAUUUAGAAGACAAUGUUUACAGCAAAAGCAAAUACAUUGGUUGGUUUUCACUUGCUGCUUUUCACUUUGAAUACAGGGUUUAAAAUGAUGGUACCCUCUCUGUGUGCACUGCAUCAAUGGCACUGAACCUGCUUUAGUGUGUUCCCGAGCUCUGUUUAAAUAUAUGUGGUACUCUAUAGGACCAGCAGUGGCAUAAAGUACAGUAUAUAUGAUUGUAUCAUAGUGUAAAAUAUGUACAGUGUUGAUUUCCAAUGUUAGAAUGUUUGUAAUGAUAACAAUGACGAUGACUAUGAUGUACUUUUAUUGUGAAAAACGAGAUUUCUGGAGGGGCGGGUCAUACAGGAAACAAGUGAAGAGAGGUGAUUGGUUGGUCUGAACAAAGGAAUGUAGCAUGGUGCAAAGCUUCGGCUGUGAUUGACAGGUGACAGUGACUGCAGUUUUCACAUAGUGUUAGAAUGAGUGCAAUGGACCUUCAUUACUGAUACACUGGCUUCAUUGGCAAACCUUUCUCAACCAAUGGGAACAUGCUUUUUUUUUAAACAUGUGUCUGACCACAACACAACUUGGAUUAAUGCCUGUUUGGAUGUGAAAGACAUGGCAAAAGGAAGUUGACCUUACACUUAGCCUUUCCCCAAACACACGUCUUGUUGAAUCAGAGCUAAGCAACCCUAACAAGGCACAGCAGACCUGUCACGUUUCACACUUUUUAAACCCAACAAAGCGAUUGGCAUCUGCUUGGUAAGCACCAAGUUAAGAGUUUGGACUAGGGAUGUACAUUUUAAGUAUUUUCCGUGAUCGAUUUUUGGAAGUGUUAACGAUCAAUUAUCGAUUAAUCAAUAAAUAAAAAUAUUUAUAUUAUUCUUAUUUGAAAAACAAGGCCAAAUACUUUUUUCCACCAAAAAUAUAUUUUCUACAGCAACAAAAUGCAUAUAACUGACGGUAUUGAAUGCGGAUACAUGUUUAACACUGAUUAUCAACGAUCAGGCUCAUAAAAAUAUUCUCUGUGGACAUAGUCUUAUAAAGUGAAGGCUCAUAAUACUAACAGAGACGUACUUCAGACUCACAGUGUCCAGUUUUCUGUCUACUCGUUCUUAUUGAGAAAAAUAAACGUGUGUAUUCGGUCAGGUGUCAGCCGGGAGCGCAACCGGGUCAUAAUCAGUCCAGCAGCAGAAAAGCUCAGACGGCUCUGAUGUUGCUGGUCUGCAAACAUAGCGUACUAGCAAUUCCCACCAGUCUGUUGGAUUUGUAUCUAAAGGUGGGGAAAUUUCCUGUUUAAAGUUGUCAACCUUCGUGUCCGUGUCGUUGUUGGCAGCAGUUGCGUAUUGAUCCUCUUUAAAAAGCAGAGACCUGUCACUCAGCCGCAGCCGCCAGCUGAGCGUCUCCGCUGUGCUCAACACUUUUAACAGCUGAUUCACAUCGAAACAUGCUUUAAACUUAAAACUCCUCCCUGAUAGCUGAGUGUAAUAUGAGACCACAUGUUGUUUGUUCCACGUGACGGAAAAUUGAAAACAAAAAUGCGUGCUUCGAGUAAUUUCUUAACAAUCAAUUAAUCAAUGAAUUGUGUACAUCCCUAGUUUGGACAUUUAUGUUGUUUUGUUUAAUAAAAAAAUGAAGAAGAAGGUAAAAAGAAUAGCAAUUCACCUACAGUCUAUCAUUUGUUGGGAAAAUACAGGUUAGACAAACAAAGCUUUUGUCAGAUCAGUGUUGUAUUUCAGACUGUGUCAAAGCCACUUUUUUGGAUACCAUCAAAUUUAAGGGUACAAUAUUAAAAGUGAAUUUUGUUUACGAGUCUGCCACUGUUAUUUUCAGUUGCACAUCAAUUGCUUGUGUUGAACCAACAGCAGUGAUCUCCAAGACAAAUUCCUGAGUUAAUUUUAUUACAGUGAAAAUCAUCAGCGUACACGUGACACUCCUGCUGUGCUUGUGUUAUGUGCUGCUUUUGCUAGCUCAUGUGAUGAACCUGUUCCCCCCAGCUAAGUCACACCACCUAUUAAACUUAAACACAAUCCUUAGACGUUAAGCAAUUACCACUAUCAAUAUUACCGCUCUGCAGUAAUGCUUUUAAACCACACAUACUGCUUAAGGAAUCAAAGUGUCUUUCUUUUUGACUAAUGCUAACAUGAAUUUUAAAUCCGAGCAUUUGCUGCCAAGCCUUCAAGCUUGACAGGGAGACUGAUUGGAUAACUCUUCCUUUUACAGUUGCAGAGCUGUUUGCCUUUUAAUGCCUCUGCAUGUUUGCUUUCAGUAGAUGGAAAUCUGAUAAAGACAAACCUUGCUUCUUUUUUGGUACACUUCCUUGAAAAACACGGUUAAAACAUUUUCUCUUUGGUCCAUGUCCAAAAUCUCUUUCUACCUUUAAAUGAUAUGUAUGUGACAAAUAUUUUACCCCAGUUGUUACUGAAAAACAGACAGUGACAUUUAUCAUAUAUUAAAGGAACUUUGGAAUCAAACACUUGGCAGACACAGCAUCAGUUGCUGCCAGGUUUAGUGUAAAGUUAGAUGGGGAGGCAGCACAAGGCUUAGAGUUGUGGUUUUUCUGUCCCAUUGCUCUACAUUUCUUUGAAAAAAGAGGCAUAAAAUGUGUUACGCAUACAGGUAAACAACUACGCACCUUUCAGCAACUGCAACAAAACAAGAAAUUAAAAACAAAACUGUAAACUGCUGUGUUGUCAGAUGUUUCACAUACAGAACUACAACUACCACAAAUCAAGAGUCAGAAAGUGUUGGUACAUUCUACUCAUGCUAACUCUGUGAUUUCACUCUAGCGGGCUACCUUUGACCGCUGGCCUUUUAGAUGCCUUAUUUAAUGAGCUAUUGUUCUUUUCUGUUGCCCAAUAGAGGGGAUAUUAAGAGUAAAGUGUAUGUACAGGUAGUAUUUAUGUGUUCUUCAAGAUGACCUCACAUCAACACCUUGGUUUUGUACAUCCCAGAGAACCCCUCCAACAGCACUUUCACUUUUAUUUCUUUAAAAAUAAAAAUAAAUGAAAAUAAAAAACAUUUUGUUCACAAAAAAAUGUGAAAAAUCUUCAAUCUGAUUACCUGUAAGACCUGACAGAUAUUGACGGAAUCGCUCUUAUUUAUUUUUCUUUGAAUAUAUUAGGGAUAUGGUUGGCUUACAACUUUAAAGGGUGCAUUUGGUUGCAGAAUUAUUUUUAUGUGCAAGGUUUCUCAUGCAAUGUCAGGAUUGAAAAUGAUAGAAAGGAUGAUGUCCUCUUCUAUUUAAGGCUUAUUUAACACUUCCACUUAAAACAUUUUGAAGUCCUACCCACACUCUCAAUAAUGCGUGUCACUAAUCACCAUUUUCAAGGUCAGCUAUGUGGGUUGCCUGAUCCAAAAUACAGUGUUUGUCCUCCAUUUCCCACCAGAUCUGUAUUGUAAAUGUUCAUGAGUGAUUCUCAUUCGAGGCUUUCAGCUCUUUCUCUCUCCCCCUUCUCUUGCUCUCUUUCUUUGGCCCCCGUACAAUCCUUUUUUUGUCCCCAUGCCAGUUUCCUCUGCGUUGCUUGUUGUAAAGAGUGUAGGCAUUCUAAUGUCUUUCAUGUUGCUGUAAUAAAUAUGCUAAUAUUUCUAAUUUCUCA